AUGGGCUCCAUCAUCUGGGACGAUGAACACCAAUACAUAGGUAAACAGCCCUGGUGGAAAGCCGCAUCCUUCUAUCAAGUCUACCCAGCCAGCUUCAAAGACUCCAACAACGACGGCUGGGGCGAUUUACCUGGUCUCAUCUCCAAGCUCGAUUAUCUGCGCGAUCUUGGCAUCGACGUCGUAUGGGUAUCUCCCAUUUUCGAGAGUCCCCAGAAAGACAUGGGCUACGACGUCUCAGACUAUCAAAAAAUCUACGAACCCUACGGCAGUGUUGAAGAUGUCGAUAUUCUCGUCAAAGAAUGUCAUGCGCGAGGUCUCAAGAUUAUUCUCGACCUUGUUGUGAACCACACGUCGAUAGAGCACGAGUGGUUCAAAGAAUCGAGAUCUUCGAAGAAUAAUCCCAAGAGGGAUUGGUAUAUCUGGAAACCAGCACGGUAUGAUGAGAACGGCGUGAGAUAUCCUCCUACGAACUGGAGGGGAUAUUUUGCGUGCUCGACGUGGACUUGGGACGAGCACACGCAAGAAUACUAUCUUCAUCUUUAUGCGCCUGAUCAACCUGAUUUGAAUUGGGACAAUGAUGAGUGUCGAGAAGCGAUUUACGAAAAUACUAUGCGCUUUUGGCUUGAUCGCGGCGUUGAUGGGUUUCGCAUUGAUACCGUUAACAAAUACUCCAAGAGGCGAGACUUUGUCGACGCGCCUAUCACGGAUCCCUCGUCGCCUCAUCAGCCUGCGCCUGAAAUGUGGUGCAACGGACCGCGCAUUCAUGAGUUUAUCCAUGAAAUGUAUGAGAAAGUCCUUGGGCCUUAUAAUGCGGUUUCAGUGGGUGAGCUUUCAAACACGCCUAAUCCUUCACAAGUCAUUCCCUAUGUCUCAGCCGCUGCGAAAGAGUUGGACAUGGUGUUUGAGUUCUCCAUGAUCAGACUUGGUAAUGGCAAUGGGUUUGGUGACAAGUAUAUUUACGAACCGUUCCCGUUAUCGAAGCUCAAGGCGUUUGUGUAUAAGUGGCAGAGCUUUAUUGAGGGUACAGACGCGUGGGCGACAGCUUUCUGCGAGAAUCACGACAAUGGUCGUGCAGUGGAUCGCUUCGGUGACGCGUCAACACCAGAAUGGUGGUUAAAGUCAGCGAAGACUUUAGCUAUCUGGCAAACAACGCUCACGGGCACUUUAUUCCUAUACCAAGGACAAGAAAUUGGCAUGACCAACAUGCCCAAGUCAUGGGGAAUUGAAGAAUACAAGGAUAUCGAAAGCAGCAACUUUUACGCUGAAGCCGUCGCGUUAGGAGACGAGAAGCGCGUUAGAGACACCAUUCACGGUCUUCAAAUCAUGGCGCGUGAUCACUCGCGUAUUCCCUUCCAAUGGGACGAUUCACCCAACGCUGGCUUUGCCGACGCGUCUGCGAAGCCAUGGAUGAGAGUCCACGAUGACUAUCGCGAUAUCAACGUCGCCAAGCAGGUCAAAGACCCAAACUCCAUUCUCAGUUUCUACAAAGCCAUGCUGCGCCUUCGAAAAGAAUAUCAAGAUAUCUUUGUAUUUGGUUCUUUCAAACUUCUAGAUCCUGAAGAUGAAUCGCUGUUUUGUUACGUGAAAGAGAGUGUUGUACCUGUUAAGGGACGACGGGGUGAGAAGAGGAAGGCUGUUGUUGUGUUGAAUAUGAGUCGAGAGGAUAGACUUGGCCCAGAUGUUCCUACUGUCUUGGGAUGCUUGCAUGAGGAUGUGAGGUUGAUGGCAUAUACGAGGGAGACUGCGGGCGGAUUGAAAGUGGGACGGCCGAUGCUUGCGGGCUGGGAGAGUCGGGUUUAUGUUAACUUUGAGCUGGAAUAG
Fusarium musae is the source of this 1821-nucleotide messenger RNA. RefSeq lists its product as uncharacterized. The coding region runs from base 1 to 1821 and encodes 606 amino acids. Gene Ontology annotation, molecular function: alpha-amylase activity. Lineage: Eukaryota; Fungi; Ascomycota; Sordariomycetes; Hypocreales; Nectriaceae. Gene Ontology annotation, biological process: oligosaccharide catabolic process. The record is from RefSeq and is a predicted model, not a curated record. The transcript has a single exon.